Molecule: messenger RNA, 3229 nt
Organism: Triticum urartu
Lineage: Eukaryota; Viridiplantae; Streptophyta; Magnoliopsida; Poales; Poaceae
Product: putative lipoxygenase 5
Biological process (GO): lipid oxidation
Molecular function (GO): metal ion binding; protein binding; oxidoreductase activity, acting on single donors with incorporation of molecular oxygen, incorporation of two atoms of oxygen
Source: RefSeq, a predicted model, not a curated record
CCCACUACGAGAGAGAAAGGCAGCAGAAAAGAAAACAGGGGCUGGUGUCCGGUCCAAGAUCCAGAGCGAGAAACAUACCCCCCCUCCCCGGCCAGCUGCUUUGACCCAUUUUCGUGUCCGGCGAGCGAUCUUAACCUUGGCCUACUGCGCCGACGAGGGGGGGAGCUUCUUUCUACGGUCAUGCCGCCGAUGGAGCUGGUGGGGAGAUCGCUCUUGCAGGCAGCAGGCUCUGCCAGCACCGCAGCGCCGCGCGGCGGCCGGGAGCGCGGGGGCGGCGGGCUCUGCUUCGCGAGCCUCGGCGGGAGGCAGGGGAGGAGGACGGUGCGGUCGAAGGCGCCGGUGGGCGCCCUGGCCGAGCGGGUCGUCCUCACCCCGGCGCCGGCGGAGAGGGUGGCCCGGCCGGAGGCGCACCCGCAGAGCGUGGCUGCGAGGGCCGUGGUCACCGUGCGCCGGAAGCGCAAGGUGGAGGUCAAGGAGCAGGUCGCCGAGCAGAUGGACGCCUACGCCGACAGGGUCGGCCGGAGCGUCCUGCUCGAGCUCAUCAGCACGGAGACAGACCCAAGAAAGGGAGGCCCCAAGAAGAGCAAGAAGUCGAAGCUGGUGGGGUGGUUCGAGAAGCGGGACGUCAAGGCGGAGCUGGUGGUGUACACGGCGGAGUUCACCGUCGACGCGGCCUUCGGCGAGCCGGGCGCGGUCACCGUGCUCAACCAGCACCAGCUCGAGUUCUUCAUCGAGAGCAUCCUGGUGGAGGGCUUCCCGUCCGGCCCGGCGCACUUCACCUGCAACUCGUGGGUCCAGCCCACCCGCGUCGACCCGGCCCCGCGGGUCUUCUUCACCAACAGGCCCUACCUGCCGUCCAAGACGCCGCCGGGGCUGAGGGAGCUCCGGCGACGGGAGCUCAAGGAGCUGCGCGGCAGCGGCACCGGCGUGCGCAAGAUCACCGACCGGGCCUACGACUACGACGUGUACAACGACCUGGGCAACCCGGACAAGGGCGCCGGGUUCGAGCGCCCCGUCCUCGGCGGCGACAAGCUGCCGUACCCGCGCCGGAUGCGGACGGCACGGCCAAGCACCGUCACAGACGAGGGCGCGGAGAGCAGGGUGGAGUACCCGGAGCCCAUCUACGUGUCGCGCGACGAGGAGUUCGAGGAGGGCAAGAACGAGAUGCUGUCCGAGGGCGCCAUCAAGGCGCUGCUCCACAACUUCAUGCCGCUGCUGGUGAGCUCCGUCUCGCCGGACAGCCGCGACUUCGCCGGCUUCCACGACGUCGACAACCUCUUCAAGGAGGGCCUCCGCCUCAAGCAGGCCCUCCACGACCAGCUCUUCCAGAAGAUCCCCUUCGUGCGCAAGAUCCAGGAGAACAGCGAGGGCCUCCUCCGCUACGACACCCCCGACAUCAUCAAGAAGGACAAGUUCGCGUGGCUGCGCGACGACGAGUUCGCGAGGCAGGCGCUGGCUGGCAUCAACCCCGUCAACAUCGAGCGGCUUCAGGUGUUCCCGCCGGUGAGCAAGCUUGACCCGGCUGUCUACGGCCCGCCGGAGUCGGCCAUCACGGAGGAGCACAUCAUCGGGAACCUGGACGGCAUGUCGGUGCAGCAGGCGCUGGAGGAGAACAAGCUCUACAUGCUGGACUACCACGACAUCUUCAUGCCUUUCCUGGACCGGAUCAACUCGCUGGACGGCCGGAAGGCCUACGGGACGCGCACGCUCUUCUUCCUGACGGCCGGGGGCACGCUGAAGCCCAUCGCCAUCGAGCUGUGCCUGCCGCCCAUGACCGACGACUGCAAGCGCGCCAAGCGGGUGUUCACGCCCCCCGCCGACGCCACCAGCAUCUGGCUGUGGCAGCUCGCCAAGGCCCAUGUCUGCUCCAACGACGCCGGCGUCCACCAGCUCAUCAACCACUGGCUGAGGACGCACGCGUGCAUGGAGCCCUUCAUCAUCGCGGCGCACCGGCAGAUGAGCGCCAUGCACCCCAUCUUCAAGCUGCUCAAGCCGCACAUGCGCUACACGCUCAAGAUCAACGCGCUGGCGCGGCAGAUCCUCAUAAACGGAGACGGCGUCAUCGAGUCGGGGUUCACCCCUGGCCGCUACUGCAUGGAGAUGAGCUCCUUCGCCUACGACAACCUCUGGCGGCUCGACCAGGAAGGCCUCCCCGCCGACCUCAUCGGAAGAGGUAUGGCGGUGGAGGACGCGAGCCAGCCGCACGGGCUCCGGCUGCUCAUCGAGGACUACCCCUACGCCACCGACGGGCUGCUCCUCUGGUCGGCCAUCGCGCGGUGGUGCGAGGCCUACGUGGCGGCCUACUACCCGUCCGACGAGGCCGUGCAGGACGACUACGAGCUGCAGUCGUGGUACACGGAGGCCGUGCAGGUGGGGCACCCGGACAAGCGCGACGCGCCGUGGUGGCCGCGCCUCACGACGGCCGGCGACCUCGCGUCCCUGCUCACCACGCUGGUGUGGCUGUGCUCGGCGCAGCACGCGGCGCUCAACUUCGGCCAGUACCCGCUCGGCGGCUACAUCCCCAACCGGCCGCCGCUCAUGCGCCGGCUGGUGCCGGCCGAGGGCGACCCGGAGUACGAGCACCUCGUCGCGGACCCGCACCGGUUCUACCUGUCGGCGCUGCCCAGCCUCACGCAGACGACGACGUUCAUGACGGUCAUCGACACGCUCUCCACGCACUCCGCCGACGAGCAGUACCUCGGGGAGCGGCCCAACGAGGAGUGGACGGCGGACCCGGCGGCGCUGGCUGCCGCGCGCGAGUUCGCCGCGGAGGUGCGCCGCGCCGAGGAGGAGAUCGAGCGGCGCAACGCCGACCCCUCCCGGCGCAACCGCUGUGGCGCCGGCGUGCUGCCGUACGAGCUCAUGGCGCCGUCGUCCGGGCCGGGCAUCACCUGCCGAGGCGUCCCGAACAGCGUCACCAUCUAGCCCGCAGAGAGUAAAUUCAAGGGACCGUGGGAAUUUUUCAGCCUCGAUAUACUUUGGGCAGGGAACGUCUCAGGGAAAGUAGAUAAGAGAGAAACGCCAUUGAUUUGGGCCCUCGCCGUGAAGGGCCGAAUCGCCAUUGAUUUGGGCCCAGAUAGGAGAAGAUUUAAUUGCAUUUUUUUUCUGUUCAAAAACUGGGGCAUGCUAAUAUAGUGGAAUGUGUAAAUGAUCUUGUAAGUUCCUAUAGUAAAGGGAUUCCGACAGAUGCUUGAAACAUGUGUAAAUCAAUGGAAAAUAAUUCAGAGUA